This is a messenger RNA of Geodia barretti, 1593 nucleotides long. Lineage: Eukaryota; Metazoa; Porifera; Demospongiae; Tetractinellida; Geodiidae. The record is from the annotation of a GenBank genome assembly.
AUGCCACCAGAAGCCCUAAACCAGACCCCAAGCUACACACACAAGCUUGACUGCUUCUCACUCGGGGUGCUUGCCAUUCAGAUUGUCACACGCAAGUUUCCCACUCCGACAGAGAGAUUUGAGUCUAUUCCCAGCUCUCAGUCCCCUGCAGGAUUCGUACUACAACCAGUGUCCGAAGAGAAACGCCGGUCGUCCCACAUAUCAAUGAUUGAGGAGUCGCACCCUUUUCUACCGCUAAUUGGUCAGUGUCUCUCCUACAAAGAGCAGGACAGGCCGUUGGCCCUUGGUAUUUGCCGGAGAAUGGCCAAGUUGAAAGACUCUGAGCUCUACAAGAAAGGCAUUGAACUACCACCCAUUUGUAGUACUAGCUCAGUAACACAGCUUAAUGGUAAGGAUCAGCCCACUAAAACAAACCAAGAUUUAACAAACACAAAUGAUGACCCGCUACAAAAUAAACUGUAUGAGAUGGAAAGGAAGCUAAAAGAAACAGAGAAAUUGCUCCAGGAGAGCAGGGAUGCCACUGCUAAGGAGCUGAAACAGAAAGAGGUGGAGAUGAAAGUCGUGAGAGAAAAGUUUGUCGCGAUUCAGAGAGAGUUGGAGAGUCUUGCCCUGCCUCAAGAACCUGGGAAAGGUGAAGUAGCGUCGACAGAAGAAAAGAGCGAACAAACCAUUGUUGUGUCUUCCAGUGCAUCAAAACAGGAUUCCACACUCUCACUCGAUUGGCAAACUGUUGGAGUCGCCCCGCAGGAAUUCACUCGAGGAGCAGCAGUCGUCCUUGGGGACUUGGUCUACUGCCACAGCAGCGGGAAGAAUUUUGUUUCGGAAUUUAACAUUUCAAGUGGUUCCUGGAGCAACCUUCCACGUUGCAGGUGCUCACACUUUAGUCUGGCUUGUGUUGGUGGUCGCCUCACUGCCAUUGGUGGGUAUGACUUCACCACGACCAAUAAACUCUUCACCUACUCCACGGAUGGACCAGGGAAGGGGAGCUGGGUUCAAGAGCUUAAACCAAUGCCCACGGCACGGUGUAACACAGUGUCGGUCUCCACCGAUACAACACUGGUAGUGGCUGGCGGAGACGAAUCGGGCUACAAUGACUAUCUGAGUGUGGUGGAGGCCAUGGAUAUAGCCAGCGGUAGGUGGAGUGAAGUUGCACGACUACCCCAGCCCUGUCUGAACCUCUCAGCAACACUCUUUGGUGACCAGCUAUACGUCACCGGUGGAAUCGCACCCAGAGGGAACUCUGGGACAUACUCUUGUUCCCUGAGCAAUCUUCUCUCUCCGCCAGCCCGUGGGCUACGAUUGAGAGCUCUCACGCAGCCAAGGAAGACAGUCUGGCAGGAGAUAGGCAGUCCCCCCACGUCUAAGACAACUCUGGUCACGCUCUGUGGUGAAAUCCUGGCAAUCGGAGGUCUAAACGAGCAGCGAAAGCCUGUGACUGGUGUGUACAGGUAUGAUGUAGAGACUGGUGGGUGGCACAAGUUGAGUGAUCUCAUUUUGCCUCGGAGUCGGUGCAUUGCCGCCGUGUUUGAAGGGGGGAUCAUCUGUAUUGGGGGUCAGGGGGAGAACACCAUUGAAAUAGCAUCACCUGCCUGA